Messenger RNA from Adineta ricciae, 567 nucleotides. Lineage: Eukaryota; Metazoa; Rotifera; Eurotatoria; Adinetida; Adinetidae. The record is from the annotation of a GenBank genome assembly.
AUGACUGAACACAUUGAUAAAACACGUUUAUUAACUGACAUUCGUUAUCGUUUUAAUUACUUAUCGAGAUUUCUUCAUUUUACCCACGAUGACAUUGUUAUUCUCAACGAAAUCUCCAAAAUUAUCCUUCCUUUAACUUCCGUCAUUGUCGAUACUGUCUACCGCAAAUUAUUCUCAUUCGAUAUUACCAAACAGUAUCUUCUUCUACGUCACUGCUGUUCGGAUAGUCAUCCUAACGAUUCCAAUUUCUAUUCCGACGCCAUCGAGUUUCGCAAGAAUAUGUUGAGUAAGUAUUUACAUUGUAUUCUUACCCAAAAGGAAUGGGACGAUUCGUUUCUGGAAUAUUUGUCUUAUAUUGGCAAAAUCCAUACAUUCAACAGUGGCUCACCGUUGAUUCAUGUCGAUUUUAUUCAUAUCAAUGCUCUGUGUGGAUUUCUUCAAAGUAUUCUCAUAGACAAGUUAUGCAAGUCGGAAAAUGUCGAUCAAAAUUUGAAACAGAAUGGAAUUCAGGCAAUUAUAAAGUUUUUCUCGAUUCAAAAUGAUUUUAUGAGAAGUCACUAUGAAUAA